Papaver somniferum (opium poppy) is the source of this 1258-nucleotide messenger RNA. RefSeq names its product 40S ribosomal protein S2-3-like. NCBI's taxonomy places the organism in Eukaryota, Viridiplantae, Streptophyta, Magnoliopsida, Ranunculales, Papaveraceae. The record is from RefSeq and is a predicted model, not a curated record. Gene Ontology annotation, cellular component: cytosolic small ribosomal subunit; ribosome. Gene Ontology annotation, molecular function: structural constituent of ribosome; RNA binding. Gene Ontology annotation, biological process: translation. The coding region runs from base 42 to 878 and encodes 278 amino acids. The transcript is spliced from 2 exons.
AAAAUUCUCUAUCUCCCCGAAAAAUACCAGAACAACCGAUCAUGGCGGAACGCGGUGGUGCAGGAGAAAGAGGUGGAUUUGGUAGGGGGUUUGGUGGCCGUGGAGAUAGAGGUCGUGGAGAUAGAGGAAGAGGAGAUCGUCGCGGUGGAAGAAGAGGUGGACGUCGUGAGGAAGAAGAGAAAUGGGUACCAGUAACCAAGCUAGGUCGUCUUGUGAAGGAAGGUCAGAUUCGAAGUCUUGAACAGAUCUAUCUUCAUUCAUUAGCAGUCAAGGAGUAUCAGAUCGUUGAUCAACUAUUAGGGCCUGUUUUGAAAGAUGAAGUCAUGAAAAUCAUGCCUGUUCAAAAACAGACUAGGGCUGGACAAAGGACUAGAUUCAAAGCAUUUGUUGUUGUUGGUGAUGGUAAUGGUCAUGUUGGUUUGGGUGUGAAAUGUAGUAAAGAAGUUGCUACUGCUAUUCGUGGUGGUAUUAUUCUUGCUAAGUUAUCUGUUGUCCCUGUUAGAAGAGGUUACUGGGGUAAUAAGAUUGGUAAACCUCAUACUGUUCCUUGUAAGGUUACUGGUAAAUGUGGUUCUGUUACCGUCCGUAUGGUUCCUGCUCCUCGUGGUGCUGGUAUUGUUGCUGCUAGGGUUCCUAAGAAGGUUUUGCAGUUUGCUGGUAUUGAUGAUGUUUUCACUUCUUCUCGUGGAUCUACAAAAACCCUUGGAAACUUUGUUAAGGCUACUUUCGACUGUCUCCAAAAGACUUACGGGUUUUUGACUCCUGAUUUCUGGAAGGAGACUCGCUUCACAAAAUCUCCAUUCCAGGAGUACACUGAUCUCUUGGCGAAGCCUACAAAAGCCCUCAUCCUUGAUGACGUGGAAAGGAUGGAUGCAUAAUUGGGAUGAGAUGGCGAACAUUGGAACAUGUGGUUGCUUAUAGAAAUGAAAAUGCAGUUUUCUGCGCUUUCAUAAACAAGUUAGAUGAAAGUUAAGAGACUUGAAAUUGUAGAUAAAUGCUCACAAAUGUUUUACAGCACUGAGACGUUUUCAGUAGUUUUGUUCACAGGAGUAGCAUUUCCUGCUCCUGUGCUGCGUUUUGUUCAGAUGAUGGAUGAAUCAUAGAACAAUCAUGGCUUUGUGGAAUUACUGUAUCUAAACGGAAGCUGUAGUAGGUUUCUUAGUUGACAAUGAAAUCUAAGCUGGCGGCAGGUAACAAGAAAUGAUAGCUUCCAAAAAUAAUGGUUCCUUCAUGAUUUAUAUACCAGAAUUUCUUGCCA